Messenger RNA from Phascolarctos cinereus (koala), 2833 nucleotides. It is a transcript of the gene MTFR1, whose product is annotated as mitochondrial fission regulator 1. Gene Ontology annotation, biological process: mitochondrial fission; aerobic respiration. Gene Ontology annotation, cellular component: mitochondrion. The record is from RefSeq and is a predicted model, not a curated record. NCBI's taxonomy places the organism in Eukaryota, Metazoa, Chordata, Mammalia, Diprotodontia, Phascolarctidae.
AGCGCAACCGGCGUAGGGAGAGGAUUGGCUGUCUACCGGUGACGCCCUUGGGACCUCCCAGUCCGAGUCCGAAGCCGGUGGAGGAGGCACUGGCUGUUGCGGCGGGUCUGUUUGAUUAUGGACCAUGUGCUGAUAUGUGUGCUUGAAAUGUUGAAAAUAACAAUUUGUGAAGACUUUGCCAUCUAGAUGCUUAACUGGAUUAAACGCCUAAUUAGGAUGGUUUGCGAACAAGUUGGAAUAAGCAUGGAAUCAGUACUCUGGUCAGGCAAACCAUAUGGUUCAUCUCGAAGUAUUGUAAGGAAGAUCGGUACUAAUUUAUCUCUGAUUCAGUGUCCAAGAGUUCAAUUUCAGCUUACCAGUCAUUUGACAGAAUUGAGCCCUAAUCAACACCAAGAGGAUGCAGUGGCCUCUUUUGCUGAUGUGGGAUGGGUCGCCAAAGAAGAAGGAGAGGUUUCCACAAGGCUGAGAACAGAGAUUAGGUCAAAGCAAGCCCCUCCAGAUGAACUUCAUUUCUUUGAGAAGCCCCUAAACAGACAAGUUUCUUUGCCAAACCUCGCCCAGGAAGAUCCAGAACCCAAAGUGACAGUUUUAGCCAAUGACGAAGCGUUGCAGAAGAUCAGUGCACUUGAACAUGAACUGGCUACUCUCCGAGCACAGAUUGCCAAAAUCGUGACUUUGCAAGAACAGCAGGGUCUUACUCCAGGUGUCUUAAGUCCCACCACACCUACAGUUGCCCCAGCACCACCUGCUGCUGCUCCACCACCACCACUACCUCCACCGCCACCGCCACCGCCACCUCCUCUUCCUUCACCAGGACUACACCAAAGUAUAUCUGCUAUUGAUCUGAUUAAAGAGAGAAGAGAGAAGAAAACUAGUGCUGGAAAGAUAUGGACAGAAAAUAACCCAAAGAAAAUUGAUGUGCCAAAUAUGCUAGAAAUUCUGAAAGACAUGAAUAGUGUAAAACUUCGGUCUGUGAAAAGAUCAGAGCACGACUUAAAACCAAAACCCGUGGAUCCUGCUGACCCUGCAACCCUGAUUGCAGAAGCUUUGAAAAAAAAAUUUGCUUAUCGGUACCGAAAUGAUGGCCAAACUGAAACUGAAAAAUCCAUUCCAACAUCUGAAUCAAAGACCACCUCAGAAACAAUGUUGUUUGGGCCACACAUGUUGAAGUCUACAGGAAAAAUGAAGUCUUUAAUUGAAAAUGUUUCACAUUCCUAAGUAGACACUAAGUAGAAGGCAAAGACUAUUUUGCUGAACUGUUGUUUAGUUAGGGUUAAGUAAAGCUGGUAGAAAUCAACAUUAUUUAGUAAAUCCUUGAUUUUUAUGUUCAGUGGCUACCUGUGAAACCAAAAAGUAAAUUAAACCAUGAAAAAAAAACACAACACUAUUUUUUAUUUCUGAAAGAUGAUCUUUUCUGGAGUCACUCAUGGAAUGUAUGGAUUCUGACAAGUUUUAAUGUAUCCAAGUUGCUUCGAUUUAAAUUGUCCAUUCUUUAAAAAAUGUUUAGAUUUCAGAACAUUUGUGGAUAUUACUCUGAGGUUUUUAAUUCCUAAACACUAAUUUAUCUGUACAAAUGUUUUAUUUGCAUGUAUUUGACAGAUUUAAAACAGUUUGUGAUGAUGGUAAUGAAGUACUGUUAAGUUAUCUUCAUAUUAAAUAUUAAUUUUGUCUGCAAUGAUGGAACAGCUGGUAUAACAUAAGUUGUUGCAGUGAAACAUUUAAUUUGAGAUUUGAAUCUUCUUGCCUGAAACAGAUCUCAAGGUUUACUUAAAACUCUAAUUUCUCUCUCAUACUUGUUGGGAGUUAGAGGUCAAAAAGUUGCAAGAAGACAACUUACUGCUGAAAUGUGUCAAAACUUCGUUUUUGAAGUUGAAGAGGAUGACCUUGAAGGCUUCUUUCAUCUUGUGCCACCCAGUACCAAGUGAAAAAAAUGCAAGAGGAAAGGGAGAAAUGGAGUUAGUUUAUGACUGAGAAUCCUUUUGUUUGGAAAGACCAAAUGUAUCACUGUGUUUUUUCCCCUUUUGAUGGUUCAUUGUUUGUUCAGUAGAUAAUUCUAAAAUAUCAACACAGUGAAGGAUUUCAAAAAAUGUAAUCCUUGUAAAAAUAUGAUGUUUGAGUGUUUCAGAAAGUGUUUGAUUGUUAGUGAACUUAAUAGAUGAGAGUAAGGAGUUGUGGAUCUAGCAGUAAGAAGAAGUAACUUCCUAUUGGUAUAUAUUUGGUCACUGUGCUGUUUCCUAGAACAGUGUCAAAAAGCAGAAAUCCCAGAUAUUAAUAUUAAACACUUUCUGCUAUUUUAAGAUACAUUUCCUACUUACAGCCCUUGAUUACAUUUUUAAUAGCACCAACAGUGCUAUGCGUCUCCACCUGACAAAUUCAGCUAGAGUCAGUGCCUGAAAAUCUUUAACCAUGAUAUUUUUUUACUCAUUGAAUUUAAAAUUCUUAUCUCCUCGGGAAAAUCCUUCACUUCUUUGGAAGUGGGGGGAGUUUUCACUUUUAAGUUAUUUAAAAAUAUGUGCAACGGCCUCCUAAAUAUUAAAGUUUAAUUAACGUAUAUGCUUGAAGGGUUUUGAUUAUUCAGCUUUAAUUUUGAACUGUGACUACUUAUUUUAACAUGUUGUUAACAUGCAUUUUGAAGUUGUAUCUGUUUUUGAAGUUGUAUCUGUUUUACGUAUUCUAAGAGGCUACCCUUUAAAAAAAUUUCAAAGCACCUACUUUCAUAAAUAUUUUGGCCUUCUGAAAGGUAUAUAUUUGCACUGGUAUUGAACUUAGGCCUGUGACAGAUUUAAAGACGUUACUGUCUUAAAAUAAAGCAAACUGUUUUGUUUCACCUGAA